This is a messenger RNA of Macaca mulatta (Rhesus monkey), 954 nucleotides long. RefSeq names its product olfactory receptor 4S2 (gene OR4S2). Lineage: Eukaryota; Metazoa; Chordata; Mammalia; Primates; Cercopithecidae. Gene Ontology annotation, cellular component: membrane. Gene Ontology annotation, molecular function: olfactory receptor activity; G protein-coupled receptor activity. Gene Ontology annotation, biological process: G protein-coupled receptor signaling pathway. The record is from RefSeq and is marked provisional.
AUGGAAAAAAUAAACAACGUAACUGAAUUCAUUUUCUGGGGUCUUUCUCAGAGCCCAGAGAUUGAGAAAGUUUGUUUUGUGGUAUUUUCUGUCUUCUACAUAAUCAUUCUUCUGGGAAAUCUCCUCAUCAUGCUGACAGUUUGCCUGAACAAUCUGUUUAAGUCACCCAUGUAUUUCUUUCUCAGCUUCUUGUCUUUGGUGGACAUUUGUUACUCUUCAGUCACAGCUCCCAAGAUGAUUGUUGACCUGUUAGCAAAGGACAAAACCAUCUCCUAUGUGGGGUGCAUGUUGCAGCUCUUUGGAGUACAUUUCUUUGGUUGCACUGAGAUCUUCAUCCUCACUGUGAUGGCCUAUGAUCGCUAUGUGGCUAUCUGUAAACCCCUACAUUAUAUGACCAUCAUGGACCAGGAGAGAUGCAAUAAGAUGUUAUUAGGGACAUGGGUAGGUGGGUUCUUACACUCCAUUAUCCAAGUGGCUCUGGUAGUCCAGCUACCCUUUUGUGGACCCAAUGAGAUAGAUCACUACUUUUGUGAUGUUCACCCUGUGUUGAAACUUGCCUGCACAGACACGUACAUUGUUGGUGUUGUUGUGACAGCCAACAGCGGUACCAUUGCUCUGGGGAGUUUUGUUAUCUUGCUAAUCUCCUACAGCAUCAUCCUGGUUUCCCUGAGAAAGCAGUCAGCAGAAGGCAGGCACAAAGCCCUCUCCACCUGUGGCUCCCACAUUGCCGUGGUCAUUAUGUUUUUCGGCCCCUGUACUUUUAUGUACAUGCGCCCUGAUACUACCUUUUCAGAGGAUAAGAUGGUGGCUGUAUUUUACACCAUUAUCACUCCCAUGUUAAAUCCUCUGAUUUAUACGCUGAGAAAUGCAGAGGUAAAGAAUGCGAUGAAGAAACUUUGGGGCAGAAAUGUUUUCUUGGAGGCUAAAGGGAAAAAGUUGGACUUAAUAAUUUAA